UGGUUGGCGGGUCCCACCCAUCAUUUGAAAAAAAUAACUCAACGCGAGACCACUUCCAAAUAUUUUUGAUUUUGGAAACUCCGGCGGCAAAAUCAGCCGGCUCGUGACUUCCACAGCGAAUGGCCUCCGCCUCCGCCUUCCGCCGCUCCUCUAUCUCCCCCUUCCGCUCCCGGAAACCCCCUCCCCCGCCGCCCGCCCGCCCCGCCACUCCGUCCUCCGCCGCGUCGCUCCUCUCUCGACAGUCAGCUCCGCCGCCUCACGGAAAAGUUAAGGAGAAUGUCACUGUCACCGUGCGAUUCCGGCCUCUCAGUGCUAGGGAGAUUGGUAAAGGUGAUGAAGUGGCUUGGUAUGCUGAUGGAGACUAUACUGUGCGGAAUGAGUUCAAUUCCGACAUUUCGUAUGGAUUUGACAAAGUAUUUGGUCCUGCAACAACUACUCGCCAGGUGUAUGAUGUUGCAGCACAACAUGUUGUAAAUGGUGCCAUGGAAGGAAUAAAUGGCACUGUAUUCGCUUAUGGUGUUACUAGCAGUGGGAAGACACAUACGAUGCAUGGAGAGCAAAAGUCACCAGGAAUCAUACCUCUGGCUGUUAAGGAUGUCUUUGGAAUUAUACAAGAGACGCCUGGGCGAGAGUUUCUUCUCCGAGUUUCAUAUUUGGAAAUAUACAAUGAGGUCAUCAAUGACUUGCUCAAUCCCACUGGACAGAAUCUUAGAAUACGAGAGGACUCUCAGGGCACAUUUGUGGAAGGAAUAAAAGAAGAGGUGGUACUGUCACCUGCCCAUGCUCUUUCUCUAAUAGCAUCUGGUGAAGAGCAUAGACACGUGGGUUCUAAUAACUUCAACUUACUCAGCAGCCGAAGCCACACAAUAUUCACUUUGACUGUUGAAAGCAGUCUACGCGGGGACAUUGAAGGAGAAGAAGUGACUCUAUCGCAAUUGCAUUUAAUUGACUUGGCAGGAUCUGAAAGUUCUAAAACAGAGACGACUGGGUUAAGGAGAAAAGAGGGCUCAUACAUAAAUAAAAGCUUACUUACUCUUGGCACUGUGAUAUCCAAAUUAACGGAUGGAAAAUCCACUCAUGUACCUUAUCGAGAUUCAAAACUUACACGGUUGUUGCAGUCAUCUCUUAGUGGCCAUGGCCGAGUCUCACUUAUCUGCACAGUUACUCCAGCCUCUAGCAAUACCGAAGAAACACAUAACACUCUUAAAUUCGCCCAACGAAGUAAGCAUGUUGAAAUCAAAGCUUCUCAAAAUAAGAUUUUGGAUGAGAAGUCUCUCAUCAAAAAGUAUCAGAGAGAAAUAUCCAGACUAAAGCAAGAGCUUCAGCACUUAAAGAGUGGAAUGACGGAUAAAGAGAAUCAGACAGCGCCAAGCCAAGAAGAUUUAGUUAAUCUGAAACUUCAGUUGGAAGAGGGCAAGAUUAAGUUGCAAUCGAGAUUAGAAGAGGAGGAACAAGCCAAAGCUGCUUUGAUGGGAAGGAUACAGAGGUUAACCAAACUAAUUUUGGUUUCCACAAAAACUACUAUCCAACCAAAUACUGUUGAAAAGACCAGCCACUGGCGAAGGCAUUCAUUUGCGGAAGAUGAGCUAGCAUACUUGCCUGAUAGGAAGCGAGAGAGCAUUAUCGAUGAUGCUGGAAGCAUUGAUUCUGAAAUUUUGAAUGAUGGAAGGAGGGACACUGCGAAUCUUGAUGAUUUAGUCCAGGAUUACAGAAAGAACAGAAGGAGGGGGAUGCUUGAUUGGUUCAAAUUGAAAAAGCCCGAAAAUGUGAUUGGGACAUCGCCAAAUACUGAUUGUGAGAGUUCUGCAAGUGGUUCACCUGCUUCCUCAUCAAAAUCGUCACAAAACAGAGUUAUGUUUAGUGAUCUAAAAGAUGCACAGAGGAGAUCAAUCAGUAGAAAAGUAGAAGAUGCUGCUCAGGCUGGUUCAUUUCCCGAGAGGACUCAAGCAGGCGAUCUGUUCAGUGCAGCUAUAGGUGUGCAACGUCUCCCACCGACUGGGAGCACCAUUACAGACCAAAUGGACCUUUUCCGUGAGCAGAUAAAGAUGUUAGCUGGAGAGGUUGCUUUUUCUACCAGUUCUCUGAAAAGAUUAUCAGAGCAAGCGGCUAAGAAUCCUGGAGAUUCGAAGCUACUGGAAAACAUGCAAAAACUGAAGGAUGAAAUAAGAGAAAAGAAGCGUCAAAUGAGAGUUCUUGAGCAACGUAUGAUUGGGUCAGUGGAGACAUCUCCGUACGGUUCAAACAUUGUUGAGAUGUCUCAGGCUUUGUCUAGGCUUGCCACUCAAUUAAAUGAGAAGACUUUUGAACUUGAGAUCAAAUCGGCAGACAACAGGGUCCUCCAGGAGCAACUGCGAGAGAAGACAUUGGAGGCUACUGAAAUGCAAGAAACCAUCACUCUCUUGAGGCAGCAGCCUGAUUCCUUGAUGUCAAAUAAAAAUUCAAGUGCAGAUAGCAGCACCACUAGGGUGAACAGCUAUGAGGAUUCCUUGUAUACAAAAAAUGGAAGGGGGUAUGAUCUCAAUUCGUGUGACGAAACAUCUUUGGAUGAAAGUACACCAACUAGUGCUGGAAGUUUGAAUAGAUCAAUAUUCAACCAUGGAAAUGCUAAAGAGUGCAUUUGUGGUGCCUUUACAAAGUCUCAGCUUCUUGCACAGGCUGCUGAGAUAGAGUCAUUGAAACAAGACAAGGUCAAACUUGUCAAAGAUAAGGAUGGUCUAGAAAUUCACUGCCAAAAGCAGACUGAGGAAGCUUCGUAUGCGAAAGAGCUUGCAGCUGCUGCAGCAGUUGAGCUCCGAAACUUGGCAGAGGAGGUAACUAAGCUUUCCUACCAAAACGCCAAGCUCACUGCAGAUCUGGCUUCUGCUACAGAUGCCCGUUGUAAAGCAAACUGCUGCCAAAAGUCUGCUCCAGUUGAUAUGAGGCAAAACGGGGCAAGUGGUAGCCAAUCUGAUCCACGCUCGAGAAAGCAGCAGGAUAGAUUAUCAAUGGAGGAGUUUGAGCAGGAGUUGAGUGCAAGAUACCAAAGAGAGGCCUCUUUGGUUGCUGCAUUAUCUGAAAGAGAUAAAAUCGAAGCUGAUCUGCGAAAGAGACUUGAUGAAGCAAAGAGGCAUGAAGAGAAGCUUGAAAAUGAGCUUGCAAACAUGUGGGUUUUGGUUGCAAAUAUUCGUAAGUCCACUGCUGCUUCUGAUGAAACCAGACAAUUGAAUGGAGUUCUUCCAUUUCCUGAUGGCCAGUCUCUAACCAAAUUCCACGAGAACGAGGAAAGUGAAAUCGCUCAAGAUGCAUGCUCGUUUGAUGAGCUGAAAGCGCGCUAUCAAUCUGAAAGAAGGAAGUUCAAACACCUCGAUGGUUUAAAUCUGAGAUCUAAGGGAUCAGAUUAUCUUUCUUAGUAUUUUGGACUUAGGUGCUCCGAUGGACUCAUCUCCGUUGAGGGGGUCGACUCGCUUAUCCAUUCUCAAUGCAAGAAUUCUGGACUUACUAGUUCACCUUUCUCAGAUAACUUUAAAUUCCACAGUGGUGUAGAUGCAGAAAUCUGGUUAGAAUGUGUAAAUAUAUUUACACAUUUAUGUACAGUGACAUACAUUUCUGUAACAUGUGCUAUGUUCUAACAUUGUAACUUGUAAUUCCCAAUCUUCCCAUGUGAAUACUGUCUUAGGACAUAGAAUGGCCAUUUUAAAUAGGAUCUACCCUAUAUUGUACUAUCACCCCUAUGAGUAGUUUAGUCCAAUCAUAAUUUGAUAAAUGUUACUCCCUGUUUAUCAUUUGAUAAAUGUUGCUCC
Salvia miltiorrhiza (redroot sage) is the source of this 3779-nucleotide messenger RNA. Its product is annotated as kinesin-like protein KIN-7C, mitochondrial. Gene Ontology annotation, biological process: microtubule-based movement. Bases 120 to 3389 code for a protein of 1089 amino acids. The record is from RefSeq and is a predicted model, not a curated record. Gene Ontology annotation, molecular function: ATP binding; microtubule motor activity; microtubule binding. The transcript is spliced from 24 exons. NCBI's taxonomy places the organism in Eukaryota, Viridiplantae, Streptophyta, Magnoliopsida, Lamiales, Lamiaceae.